AACCCGCAAUGUUCUAAAUGUAAAGCAGCGAUGAGGAAAUAUAACUACUCCGUCAAAGAGAUAGAACGUAUGAGAAACGACUAUGCAGACUUAAAGAAAGA
Messenger RNA from Trichomonas vaginalis G3, 101 nucleotides. Its product is annotated as organellar and viral DNA polymerase type B. The transcript has a single exon. The annotation marks the transcript as partial. NCBI's taxonomy places the organism in Eukaryota, Parabasalia, Trichomonadida, Trichomonadidae. The record is from RefSeq and is a predicted model, not a curated record.